Molecule: messenger RNA, 5790 nt
Organism: Saimiri boliviensis boliviensis (Bolivian squirrel monkey)
Lineage: Eukaryota; Metazoa; Chordata; Mammalia; Primates; Cebidae
Gene: LCOR
Product: ligand dependent nuclear receptor corepressor
Biological process (GO): regulation of transcription by RNA polymerase II
Cellular component (GO): nucleus
Molecular function (GO): DNA binding
Source: RefSeq, a predicted model, not a curated record
GGCGGAGGCAGGGCCGGGCGGGCGGCAGAAGAUGGCGAGGGUGUGUAGGCGGCAGCAAUGCUCCGUUGAGAGACGCGGCUUUCGGCAAGAACUGGAUUCGUGGCGCCACAAGCUCAUUCACUGUGUAGGUCCCGUUUCCCUCUGUGCGGCGGCCGGCGGGACCAUAAGGGCUUAACUCAUAUAUUUAACCCCCCUCCAAAAAGAUUUGAAAGUAUUCUUGAAGGGCUGUUUGGACCUGCAUUAUUAAAAGAUCUCAGUUUAUUUAAAGACUGUGAACCUGAAAGCAUUUCUGAUUGGACUUUUGAUGAAAACUGUUUAUUCUGUUGCUUGAGAAGAGAUAAAGUAAAGGGACACUUAGUCGGUCUGGAUGAACCAGCUUCGGGAGCUGGGCAAGAAGCUCUGCUUAAACAAGAGCAAGCAAAAAUCAUUCGAUUCGAGAGACAAGCAGAAGAAUUCCUCAAUGCAGUCUUUUAUAGAAAAGACAGUCCCUGGGUCUCCGACCCCAAUAUUCCCCUAGUGGCCCGUGAGAUCAUGCAGCGAAUGAUCCAACAAUUUGCUGCUGAAUAUACCUCAAAAAAUAGCUCUACUCAGGACCCCAGCCAGCCCAAUAGCACAAAGAACCAAAGCCUGCCGAAAGCAUCUCCAGUCACCACUUCUCCCACGGCUGCAACUACUCAGAACCCUGUGCUCAGCAAACUUCUCAUGGCUGACCAAGACUCACCUCUGGACCUUACUGUCAGAAAGUCUCAGUCAGAACCUAGCGAACAAGACGGUGUACUUGAUCUGUCCACUAAGAAAAGUCCAUGUGCUGGCAGCACUUCCCUGAGCCACUCUCCAGGCUGCUCCAGUACUCAAGGGAACGGUGAGAACUCAACAGAGGCAAUAGCAGUAGAUUCUAACAAUCAGUCGAAGUCCCCACUGGAGAAGUUUAUGGUCAAGCUGUGUACUCAUCAUCAAAAGCAAUUCAUUCGUGUUCUGAACGACCUGUAUACUGAAUCUCAGCCAGGCACUGAGGACCUGCAGCCUUCUGAUUCUGGAGCAAUGGAUGUAUCCACUUGUAAUGCUAGCUGUGCCCAGCUAAGCACCAAACCUAAGGAAAAAGAUGCUCUGUGUCUCGAUAUGAAGUCUCCUGCUUCUGUAGAUUUGUUUGUAGACUCUCACAGCCCUCUACACUUGACGGAACAGACCCUGAAGGAGCCUCCUCCUGAGACAAACUCUGUAGAUGGAAGAGAGAAUACCCUGACUGUUGUCCAGAAAGAUUCCUCUGAAGUUCCAACCACUAAACCGAAUUCUAUUAAUAGCAGUUCAGUGGAUAGUUUCACUCCGGGAUACCUCACUGCAUCUAAUUCUUCCUCAGUGAACUUCCACCACAUCCCUAAAAGCUUGGAGGGGCAAACCACUGGACAGGAGCAAGACACAAAUGUGAACAUAUGUGCGGAUGGGAAAGACCAUAUGCAGAGUUCAGCUUUAGUAGAAAGUCUAAUUACAGUAAAAAUGGCAGCUGAGAAUAGUGAGGAGGGCAAUACCUGUAUUAUUCCUCCAAGAAAUUCGUUCAAAGCUUUAUCAGAAGAGGCUUGGGACUCAGGGUUUUUGGGGAACUCACCUAGAACUGCAGACAAAGAGAAUACUUUACAGUGUAGCUCAAAAACACCUUUACGCCAGGAUUUAGAGGCAAAUGAACAAGAUGCAAGGCCAAAGCAAGAGAACCAUCUUCACUCGCUGGGAAGAAAUAAGGUGGGUUACCAUUUACAUCCCAGUGAUAAGGGCCAGUUUGAUCAUUCCAAAGAUGGUUGGUUAGGCCCCAGCCCUAUGCCAGCUGUUCACAAAGCGGCAAAUGGACACUCAAGAACUAAGAUGAUAUCAACCUCCAUUAAGACAGCUCGGAAAAGUAAAAGGGCAUCAGGGCUGAGAAUAAAUGAUUAUGAUAACCAGUGUGAUGUUGUUUAUAUCAGUCAGCCAAUAACAGAAUGCCACUUUGAGAAUCAAAAAUCGAUACUAUCUUCUCGGAAAACAGCCAGAAAGAGUACUCGAGGAUACUUUUUCAAUGGUGACUGUUGUGAGCUGCCAACUGUUCGUACACUAGCCAGGAAUUUACACUCCCAGGAAAAAGCAAGCUGCUCAGCGUUGGCAUCAGAGGCAGUUUUCACUCCUAAGAAGAUCCUUGCAACUUCAGCCCCUAGACAUACAGUAGAUGUGCAGCUUCCCAGGGAAGACAACCCUGAAGAACCUAGCAAGGAAAUAACCUCCCCUGAGGAAGGAGGUGGAGAUGUUUCACCUGGAAAAGAACCUCAAGAGCCUGAGGUUUGCCCCGCAGAGAUUAAGCCAAAUCUGAGCAGCUCCCCUAGGUCUGAGGAAACAACAGCCUCCAGCCUGGUGUGGCCUCUCCCUCCUCACCUUCCUGAAGAGGAUCUGCCAGAAGAUGGCUCCACAGUCGCAGCUCCCACAGCAAGCGGGAUGUCUUCUCCUGACCACGACCCACCACCACUUGCACUGCUGGAUACGGAGGAGAUGAGCGUACCCCAGGACUGUCCGCUGCUUCCCUCUACUGAAAGCGUUUCUGGGGGAGGCAGUGACGAUGUCAUUUCUAGGCCUCAUUCUCCUCCUGAAACAGUCAGUAGAGAAGAAAGUCCUCUGUGCUCAGAAAAUCAAAGUUCCCCAGUGUGCUUGGAGCCUCCCCUGAGUCUGGGCAAGGCUGAGGACGACCAAAGCAUCAGUGCUGAGGUUGAGCCUGGGGAUACCCAGGAGCUAGAUGUCGACCCACUCUUGAAGGAAAGCAGCACUUUUACUGAUGAAAAGCCCAGUGAAACUGAGGAAGGUGAGGCAACAGGUGGUACAAGAAAAUUAGAGGGAGCGGAUGGGGAUACAAAAUGCCUGUCAGAAAAAGACACGUGUGAGCCAAGCACUGACCCACUCGAAGAGAAUUUGGACAAGAAGAAAAAAGGUAAAAAAUUCCUCGAGGCCUCUGAUAGGUGCCUAAGAAGUCAACUUCUGGAUUCUUCCUCUACUGACAGAUGCUUAAGAAAUCAAAGUUCAAAUUCUUCCUCAGCUUGUCUUGAAAUCAAGGUUUCUAAAAAUCCUGGUGCAAAACGUUCCAGAAAAGAAGCGCACCCUAGUGGGGCAACACCUGAGGGCCUUCCACCUGCCGCUUUCCACACGGAAGCUCUGGAAGACACAAAAAAGCCAAGUGUCAGCGAACGCCUGCCUGAGAAAGAUGCCGAGCCGGAGGGUGAAAGCGCUGGGGUCAUCACCAGGCAGACUUUGAAAAACAUGCUGGGCAAAGAAGUCAAGGAGUUAGGAGGAGAGAUUUUCCCCAGCAAGGACCCCAUAACCGCAGCUGGACAACCACUGCCUGGAGAGAAACUAGAAAUCUAUGUUCAGUCGAAAACAGACGAGAAGAAUGCUCAUAUCCCCUCAGAACGUAUUCCUUGUAAGAGGGACCCAGCACAGGCAAAAGAAGAGCCAGGGCAUCUUCCCACACAGCAUGCGGAGGAGGCUGUGAAUGAGGCAGACAGAGAAAACACGCAGCAGAAAGAUGAUGACAGUGAUACCCCAUGCAGCUCGCUCGGGUUGUCGAGUAGUGGAAGUGGUGAUGCUGCUAGGCCACCAAAAUUGGUGCCAAGGCCUAAAAGAUUGACCUCUUCAACCUACAACCUAAGACACGCUCAUUCUCUGGGCUCCUUGGAUGCUUCAAAAGCGACUUCAGAAAAGGAGGCUGCACAAGUAAACCCCCCACUGCCGAAGGAAAACAGAGCUUCAGAGAGUGGAGACCCCCUAGGUGAAGAUGAUGUUGACACCGUGGUAGAUGAACAGCCAAAGUUUAUGGAAUGGUGUGCUGAGGAGGAGAACCAAGAGCUUAUUGCCAACUUCAAUGCCCAGUACGUGAAAGUUCAGAAGGGCUGGAUCCAGUUGGAGAAAGAAGGACAGCCCACACCAAGAGCGAGGAACAAAUCAGAUAAGCUGAAGGAGAUUUGGAAAAGCAAGAAAAGGUCACGAAAAUGCAGGGGUGCUUUGGAGGGUCAGAAGUUUUCUCCUGUUCAGAUGCUGUUUAUGACAAAUUUCAAAUUAUCUAAUGUUUGUAAAUGGUUCUUAGAGACAACUGAAACCCGGUCUCUAGUCAUUGUGAAGAAGCUCAAUACUCGUCUUCCAGGAGAUGUUCCCCCUGUCAAGCAUCCACUUCAGAAAUACGCUCCUUCCAGCCUGUAUCCCAGUUCACUGCAGGCUGAACGCUUGAAAAAACACUUGAAGAAAUUUCCUGGAGCUACUCCUGCUAGGAAUAAUUGGAAAACGCAGAAGCUCUGGGCUAAAUUUCGAGAGAAUCCUGACCAGGUGGAGCCAGAGGAUGGCAGUGAUGUCAGCCCCAACCGUAAUUCUGAAGACAGCAUAGAGGAAGUCAAGGAAGAUAGAAACAGCCAUCCUCCAGCCAACCUGCCCACUCCAGCCAGUACUCGGAUUCUUAGAAAAUAUUCCAACAUUCGAGGAAAGCUUAGAGCCCAGCAACGUUUAAUCAAGAAUGAGAAAAUGGAAUACCCAGACGGUCUGGCUGUGGAAAGUAAAACAAGUCGUAAGAGCGUAUGCAUCAACCCUCUGAUGUCUCCCAAGCUUGCCCUGCAAGUAGAUGCAGAUGGGUUUCCCGUUAAGCUCAAGAGUACUGAAGGAAUGAAGGGAAGGAAGGGGAAGCAGGUGUCUGAAAUCUUGCCUAAAGCAGAAGUUCGGAGUAAACGCAAGAGAACAGAAGGCAGCAGCCCUCCUGAUAGUAAGAACAAGGGGCCUGCAGUGAAAGCCAGCAAAGAAAAGCAUGCUGAUGGAGCCACCAAAACCCCUGCCGCCAAGAGGCCAGCUGCAAGGGACAGAAGCAGCCAACUCCCCAAAAAGAUGUCUUUGAAAGAGAAUAAAGGGAAGGUCCCUAAAAAGUCCCCUGGGAAGAGCUGCCCUCCCUCCAGGAAAGAAAAGGAGAAUACAAACAAAAGGCCUAUUGCCUCGGAAACACUGACGAAACCUGCAAAACAGAAGCGGGCAGGUGAAUCCUCUUCAAGGCCCCAGAAAGCCACGAAUAGGAAGCAGACUAGUGGAAAGACUCGGGCCAGACCCCUGACAAAAACCCCAGAGAGCAGUGCAGCUCAGAGGAAGCGAAAGCUGAAGGCAAAGCUGGACUCUUCGCACAGCAAACGGAGGCGGCUGGAUGCAAAGUGAUUGGAAAAUGGUAACCAAGAAUAAAACUGUUCUAUAGAAGUAACCUUUUAUUUUGCAUUAACUAAAUCUGCUUUUAUAAGCUUAUCAAGCCUUUCAAAUUUACAGUUAAUGGAGAACAGCGUGAUUUGAGAUGUCAGAAAAUGCAUCUCAGAUGGAGAAGGGAACUUGCAGAGUCCUUCUCUGAGGCUAAGGGAAGUUAUAUAUUAUAUUCUGGUUGUUCCUUGGGUUUUAAACUUGGAACCAAGCAGUUUUUGUUUUUAAAAGUACAGUGCCUUAUUUAUCCUUUUUGUUUUUAAAUUUACAAAAGCUAAAAAGCUGAUCUAUGUGAUUAAAGGCUUGUAUUUUAUACUUGAUGCACAAGCACUUGCACUGUAGCCGAGAAGACCACCAUCAUGCACAUCAAAGGAGCUUUUCAGCAGCCACCCUGCAGCGUCUGCCCACCAACAGAUACCCCUCUUUGCAAACCCUAGCAGUGAACUUCCCUCUCUGUCUUGUUUGUUUAGAUGAUAUUUGAAAGCUAAACCAAAUCAUUUUUAUGGUAUGCAGAGGUUUUAUAAUUAUUAUAAAAGAUUACUAUUUCUGUUACCCCCUUUUGAAAAA